AUGACAAGCCCUGAGCAAGAUCGCAAAGAGCUCGUCGAGUGGCAGAGGAAUCCACCCGCAGGGUUCAAACACAAGGUCACUGAUAAUCUCCAGAGAUGGAUAAUUGAAGCAAUCGGAGCUCCGGGAACUCUGUACGCGAACGAUACGUAUCAGCUUCAAGUUGAUUUUCCAGAGCAUUAUCCUAUGGAAUCGCCGCAAGCGAGUGUGAUUUUUCUUCCUCCGGCUCCUCUGCAUCCUCAUAUUUAUAGCAAUGGCCAUAUUUGCUUAGAUAUUCUGUAUGAUUCGUGGUCUCCAGCCAUGACCGUGAGUUCUAUCUGCAUCAGCAUCCUCUCCAUGCUCUCAAGCUCAACCGAAAAGCAACGACCCAUCGAUAAUGAUCGAUAUGUGAAGAAUUGUAAGAACGGAAGGUCUCCUAAGGAGACUCGAUGGUGGUUCCACGACGAUAAAGUAUAA
Molecule: messenger RNA, 453 nt
Organism: Thlaspi arvense
Lineage: Eukaryota; Viridiplantae; Streptophyta; Magnoliopsida; Brassicales; Brassicaceae
Source: the annotation of a GenBank genome assembly